AACAAUUUAUCGUCACCCUCCCACAAAUACAAAGGAUCAGAAAAUGCAGAAUUCAAGAUGUAAUGCAAGUUAAUAAAAAAGCAGAAACCAAAAACCAAGCAGAAGAUAUGGCGCAUCAUUUGCUAGCGAGCUACCCCAACAUAUCAGGAAAACUCAGCAAAGAAAUUUCAUCAUAUGGAUAUACUCCUUCUAGACCAGCUAACAUUUUUAGGACAAGUAGUUCAUCUUCUUCUUCAAUGCAAUGCAGAAGCAGCAGCAGUUCGACGUCGUCGGCCGAUCAGGAAGAAGUAGGGUUUGUGAGGAGUGGGAAGUUUGGUAUUGACAGAAAGGGAGAGUUCAGGUAUUUGGUGAGUGAGUUUGGUUGGAAGGUCAGGAGUUUGUUCAGAAAUGGGGAUGAGGUGAGGAAGGCAGCUUAUGUUCAAGCUGAAGCAUUUCAUGAACCUGUAUUUCUCUUCGAUGAUUUCUUCUUCACCUUCUUCCAGGCUGAAGUGCUUUCUGGGCUUGUAUAUAAACUUAGGAAUUCACCCCCAGAUAGAUACGCUUGUUUAGUUGCUGAGUCUACCCCUGAAACUUCCGAGUCACAAGAACUUGUGGGAGUUGCGGACGUCACGGCGUCGAGGGACCAGGCCGUCCUUCGGCAUCUCCCAUCUAGGGCACCGGAAUAUCUUUACGUGUCCGGCAUUGCUGUUUUGAAGAGUUUCAGGAGGAAGAAAAUAGCAACCGUUCUGCUAAAAGCGUGUGAUGCGCUCUCGGUCGAAUGGGGUUUCGAGUAUCUUGCCCUCCGGGCAUAUGAAGACGAUUACGGCGCUCGCCAAUUGUACUCGAACGCAGGCUACCGAGUUGUCUCCAGCGAUCCUCCAUGGCUGAGUACUUGGAUUGGACGGAAACGCCGUGUUCUGAUGGUCAAACACUCUACUAAGACAUGAUACGUUAAAUCAUUGUGUGUUUGCAACGUAAAGGUAGCGAUUUUUAACGAGAAGUGUUAAAAUCGCUAGUCAUAAAUGACUAACUCAUACCAUCGCUAACAAAGAAAGAACGACGAAGUUCGAAUAGCCGGCAAAAACUAUGAGCUUUUAUAGUUUUAUUGAGCUAAGAAGUUUGUCCAAAGAAAAAAUAAAAUUAAAAUACAAUAUUCCUUUUUUCUGCUCUA
Pyrus x bretschneideri (Chinese white pear) is the source of this 1150-nucleotide messenger RNA. RefSeq lists its product as uncharacterized. Bases 63 to 926 code for a protein of 287 amino acids. Gene Ontology annotation, cellular component: NatA complex; cytoplasm. Gene Ontology annotation, biological process: mitotic sister chromatid cohesion. The record is from RefSeq and is a predicted model, not a curated record. Gene Ontology annotation, molecular function: N-acetyltransferase activity. The transcript has 3 exons. NCBI's taxonomy places the organism in Eukaryota, Viridiplantae, Streptophyta, Magnoliopsida, Rosales, Rosaceae.